CAAGUUUUCAAAGAAAAAAAAGAUUAGAAGAGAGAAAAAACAGAAAGAGAGAAGCAGAGUUUCCAUCGCUCUUCUUCUUCUUUUAUUAUUAUUAAUUUUUUUUAAUCGUCGUCUCUCUUCGCUGAUCGGAUCAUUAAAUCCUUUUUUUUGGUUAUUUUUGGGAAAAUCUUAAGAUUUGCAUUUUCGUAACAUUGAAUUUUAACUCUUCACUUUUUUUUUUCUCGUACGAAUUUUUAUUAUUUUUUCAAUCAAUUUUGAUCUCCGUUUUCUAUUGUUUUUCUUGGUCGUUCAACUUGACGACUUAGGGGAAAAAAGGGAAAGGAAAAAAAAUACAAUUUUGUUUAAUUAGGGUUUGAUAUGGCUGCAAAUAUUAACACGGCUAAUUUCAAUACCUCCGCGGCGGUGACCGCUGUUAAUCACUCUCCCAGUAGCCCUAACCAAUCACAUCCUGUCACGAAUCCGGUUUCUUCGCAACGGAAUCAAGUUGUUCGUGGAGAAUUGGAGCCGAUCGCGGCGGUUCCUUUAUCGUCUUCGUCGUAUUCUUCAUCAUCACCACCAACGGCUAUGAUUGAGCCAACUGUUACCACGAUGGGCGAAGAGGAAGGGGCGGAGCAUGGGAAUGUUGGUCCCAAUGGCAAUGCUGCUAAGAGACCGGCUUGGAACAAACCUUCUAACCUGACGUCUGAGUCUGAGUCUGAGUCCGUUAUGGGGGCUCGCGCGUGGCCCCCCUUGCCUCAGUCCGCUAGGGCUCCUUCCAAAUCACCUUCAGAUUCGUCCAGAGCUUCGUCGGAUGGAUCAGAUUCUCCUUUUGUCCCCGGUUCUCAGGGGAGCAGACCUGCAUCAUCAUCCUCUUCUUCACAGAAACAAGUCAGGAACAAUGCAAACUUCAGUUCAAAUUCCAGUGCAAACCAUACAAUGCCUGCACGCCAGAGGUCAAUGAAGCAAAAUAGUAAUAUCUCUGCAUCCAAUGGUGGCCUUUCACAGCCACCACCUCAAGGUCCAAUGGUUGAAGCACCUCUGAAUAGCCCAUCUAGGGACCAUAUACAGAGAACUGGAUUUCUGCCUUAUAGUGGUGGUCCUGAUCAGCAGCAUCCACGGAAUUCAUUUAGACAUCGUAACAAUGGUCCGCAUCCACGAGGAAAUGGUUCUCACCAUCUGAAUCACAGAGGAAGGCGUAAUCAAGACCAUGGAAAUCAAGAUUGGAAUGGUCGAAAUUUUAUUAGUAGGGAUGGUCAUAUGAUGCCAAGAGUUGCUCCCAGGUUUAUGAGGCAUCCACCACCACCUUUGCCAGCUAAUACUGGACCACUUUUUGCUCCCCCAUAUGUUCGCCCUUUUGGCACCCCUUUUGGCUUUCCGGAAAUUUCAUCUCAGUUUUAUUUAGUCCCAGCCCCUUAUCCAGAUUCACUUAGAGGUGUCCCUUUUAUUCAACCAAUGCCGCCAAUGUUUCCCCCUCCUCAAGAGCCUCAAGACCAUCAGUUGCAUGCUAGGAUAGUGAAUCAGAUAGAUUAUUAUUUCAGUAAUGAAAAUCUAAUUAAGGAUACAUACUUGCGGCAGAACAUGGAUGACCAGGGCUGGGUUCCUAUUAAAUUGAUUGCUGGCUUUAGAAAGGUUUCACUUUUGACAGCUAAUAUUCAGCUUAUAUUAGAUGCUCUGCAAAAUUCAACAGUUGUGGAAGUGCAGGGCGACAAAGUAAGGAAGCGGAUGGAUUGGAUGCGUUGGAUAAUGCUGCCUUCUUUUCAGUUCCCUACCAAGUCUGGUCAAGAUAUGCUGGUAGCCGGUGUUCAAAAUAUUUCAUUGGAUCAGGGAACUGCUAAUAAUCAGACUGGUUGAAUGAGCCAAGGAGAUGCUAGCGCUGAUGGACAGUUAGGUAGAUGAUGAUCUGAGAAAACAAUGGUUACGGAUGUAAUUGAAUACAAUAAAAUCAAAAAAGCUUAACUAAAUUUUCCAAAAAAAAAAAAAGGCACAACUCUUUUUUAGCAUUUAAAGGAGGAAAAAGUAACAUGUUAUAGACCCUUUUAACUUUAAAUAUUACAUAUAAUUUCUUACUAUACCGUUCAA
Messenger RNA from Gossypium raimondii (Peruvian cotton), 2058 nucleotides. Its product is annotated as la-related protein 1C. NCBI's taxonomy places the organism in Eukaryota, Viridiplantae, Streptophyta, Magnoliopsida, Malvales, Malvaceae. The transcript is spliced from 6 exons. Bases 358 to 1830 code for a protein of 490 amino acids. The record is from RefSeq and is a predicted model, not a curated record. Gene Ontology annotation, molecular function: RNA binding.